ACAGGGGCCAUGUCUGGUGGUCCUGUCCCCCCGUUAUUGAGGGUCUCUCAGCAGGACAAUGAAGAUCCUGACGUGCCCAGCCCAGCUGCAGCGUCUGGAGGGGAUCCUGAGGAAGAGCCUGCCCCUCGCCCUGCCGGUCUUUGGGGCAGUGCUGAACAUCAACCGGGGCAACCCUGGCCAGUUUGAGGUGCUGGUGGACAAGUGGCCCGAAUUCGGUGCUGUGCUGGCCCGGCCCAGUGGAGAGGUGCCGGUGAACGACGGCUACUGGAACACACAGGCAGGGUUUUACCGGGACCUGGGGGCGUACCGGGCACUGCUGGAGACCCCCGGCUGCCUGCGCUGGGACGCUGCCUUCACCCUCAUUGGGCUACAGGACGGGCUGGCCACAGUGUCCCAGGACCUGGCAGGGAGGAAGGGUGUGGAGCUGGACAUCGUUGAGUACUACUCCUACUGGCACCCUGACCCCAGCACCAUGCCUGAGCUCCGGGCAAUGGAGCAGCCCCGGCGCAUCACCGACUCCUUCCCGCGGCGGCGGCGGCGGGGCCCGGGGCGGCUCCCGGGCAGGCUCAAGGUCAAAAAGGACAAGGACAAGGUGCAGGUGAAGGUGCUGGACUGUCCCCGCGCACCCUCGCAGCCCACCCCGGACCAGGCGCUCCUGGAGAUGUUGCGGCGCUUCGAUCUUUCCUGGGAAUACGGACCCUGCAGCGGGAUCACCCGCCUGCAGCGCUGGGAGCGAGCACAAGAGCUGGGGCUGAGCCCCCCCGGCCCCAUCCGUGACGCCCUCCUGGAGUACCGGGACAACCCCGAUGUCACCUACAGCCUCUGGCACGAGUAUGAUCUCUGAGCCGCCGCACCGAGAGAGUGGGGGGGACCAUUCCUGACGCCCCCAGACCCUAUUCCAGGGACAACGGGUGGAUUAAAGCUGGUGUGAGCCAAUGAAGGGGUGCCGUGUGUUGUCGGGGGGGGCACGGGGUGGGGCGAAGCCCUUGGAGUUCAGGGGGAGGGAAGGGAGUUGCAUCGCGCACUCAAAAAAGCUAGGUGGGGUGUCCAAGCAGCACAGUUUAAUGCCACACAAAUGGGACCCAAGGGGAAAAGUCUGUUCUUGGGUGGAGAAAGGGAGGUGGGAUUUUUUUCCUCAGGAAUGGGAUGAAAAAAUGAAGAAUGAGGUAUAAAAUGAGGUGAAAGUGGGCAUAGCGGGGUGAGGCAGGUGGCUGUGGAUUGUGGGCAUGUUCUGCAGUGGGGUGGGAAGAAUGACACUGUCCUGGGGGAUUUAUAUGUUUAGUAGCCCUAAUUAGCAGCUUUGCUGUGUGCAGAAUCAUAAAUAACAGGACAUGUCUGUUAAUUACUCAGGUUGUUAAUGGCUUAAUUCACCAGCUCUUUCUGUUGCUUUAUCAAUAAAUAAAUUGUUUCUAUC
Poecile atricapillus (Black-capped chickadee) is the source of this 1414-nucleotide messenger RNA. RefSeq names its product DNA polymerase delta 4, accessory subunit (gene POLD4). Gene Ontology annotation, biological process: DNA replication; DNA synthesis involved in DNA repair. Gene Ontology annotation, molecular function: glycine N-acyltransferase activity. Gene Ontology annotation, cellular component: mitochondrion. The record is from RefSeq and is a predicted model, not a curated record. The transcript is spliced from 7 exons. The coding region runs from base 59 to 844 and encodes 261 amino acids. Lineage: Eukaryota; Metazoa; Chordata; Aves; Passeriformes; Paridae.